UGUCUGCCCGCCCAAAAGACGGUUGCAUGAGACUUCCCAUCACGUGUAGCUGCGCCGAAGAUUUGAAAUUAAACUGCCUCACGGCGCGCCCGGAUCCGGAGCUUGCACCUUAUCUUCUUUUCCCAAUUGACAAGCUGGUAGCACAAUGUUCAUUCUUUUCUGUCUCCUACUCGCUCUGGCCUGUUUUGUUCUUUAUCGCUUUUACAGGGCCAAGCGCAUUCGUGAGGAAUAUGAUGCCAUUGCUCGUCAGCAUGGGUGUCUUCCGCCGCCACUGCUUCAGAAUCAAAGACCUCUGGGAGUCGAUAGGCUGGAGCAGAUUUUCCGUGCCAGUAACGAGUCCCGUUUGAUGGAGCUUUUUCUCUUCCACUUUCGUCAAACAGGGUAUACCCUUCAACAAGUCUUUUUGAUGACCCCGGCAUACGGCACCGUUGAUCCCGCAAACUUGAGAGCUAUACUCUCUUCGAAGUUCUCAGACUGGGACAAUGGUCCAAGACGAGCCAUCACGUUUCCAAUGUUCGGAGACGGUAUAUUCACGCAGGAAGGCGAUGCAUGGAAACAUUCUAGAGACAUCCUCAAGCCCCAAUUAUUCCAUAGGACAUAUGAAAACCUUGAAGUGUUCAAGCAGCCAGUGGAUGAUCUUCUAAACGCGCUUCCGGAGAAAGGCGGCAUCGUUGAUCUGCAACCCCUGUUUUUCCGCUUCACACUGGAUGUCACGUCUGCAUUUUUAUUUGGGGAGUCGACAUACACAUUGCGUUCCCCUGUCGUUGCAGGGGAGAACACAUUCGCAAGUGCUUUUGACACCGCUCAGAAAUAUGUUGUCGAGCGAUUCCGUCUGUUGGAUCUUUAUUGGUUGAUUGGCGGUAGAGAGUUUCGUGAAGCGUGCGAGCGAGUUCAUCGUUUUGCUGAUCAAAUCAUUGAUCGAAACUUAAGACAGGAGUGUUCAGAGAAGCGUGGUGAAAAUGAGACGUUUCUGAAUUCAGUUGCUAAAGAAUGCCCCGACCGUGAUACUUUGAGGGGCCAAAUUGUCAACAUCCUUGCUGCCGGCAGAGAUACUACGGCUUGCCUUCUUUCCUGGACCUUCUUUCUUCUUGUGCGACACCCUCAUGCCAUGCAAAAGCUCCGAGAAGAAGUCGCCCAGUUGAAUGAGAAAGGCGAUGACAUACACAGAGCGGAUUUACGAAAGAUGAAUUACCUCCAGAAUGUCAUGAAAGAGACUCUCCGUUUAUAUCCAUCUGUGCCAGUAAACACUCGAACAGCAAAAAACACCACCAUCCUGCCCACCGGUGGCGGACCCGACCGACAAUCACCCGUCUUGAUUCCGAAAGGCUCUGCCAUGGCAUAUAGCGUAUAUACUCUUCACCGCAGGCCAGACCUGUUUGGUAUGGAUGCUGAGAUUUUCCGUCCCGAGCGAUGGGAUGAGGAUAUGCCGUUGAAUCGGGACCCAAUCACCCAGCAAUGGGGUUAUUUGCCAUUCAGUGGGGGUCCCAGAACUUGCUUAGGACUGGACUUUGCGCUCGUGGAAGCAGCUUACGCAAUUGUGCGGAUUAUGCAGAAGUAUCCCAAUGUCAGACUUCCCGAGGGAGAAACUGUCGAGUUGACUGGUGUCGAAAAGCAAACAGUCACCUUGGUCCUCCAGAUCAAGGAUGGUUGCAAAGUUGAUUUAUCCUAGGCAGCGGUCUUUUACAAUUUCUUUACUUUUCUUUUUGUCCUUCUCUUUACUCUGUCAGCUAUUUGUUUAAAUGCGCCGUAAUUCGUAGAUGUACUGUACACAGCUAUACUCGAAGUUAGACGUGAAUAUCAACGCUAACCUCCGACUGGAUUGGGGAAACUCAUAAAGCUGAUUGAAUUCAAUACAUAAUUAU
Messenger RNA from Aspergillus melleus, 1862 nucleotides. Its product is annotated as cytochrome P450. NCBI's taxonomy places the organism in Eukaryota, Fungi, Ascomycota, Eurotiomycetes, Eurotiales, Aspergillaceae. The transcript is spliced from 6 exons. Gene Ontology annotation, molecular function: monooxygenase activity; oxidoreductase activity, acting on paired donors, with incorporation or reduction of molecular oxygen; iron ion binding. Bases 146 to 1669 code for a protein of 507 amino acids. The record is from RefSeq and is a predicted model, not a curated record.